UGGAAUUUCUCACUAUCUUUUUAGCGAAUUCUACCCUCUUCUUCUUCCCAUUCUCCGCUUCCUCUACUGUAUAGAGAGAGAUGGCUUGGAGGUGCCUUCUCACGCAGGUUGCAAGACAACAGCGAUGGGACAUGCCACAUUUGAGUGGACUGAUUGUUAGACCUCAUCCCACCUUGAGCAAGUUCCAAGGCAGGAAUGGAAACAGGCUCAUAAGUCUUCAAGAAAGGUCCCAAUCUAGUUAUGUUGGCAGUUUAGCUCGCAGAGUGCGUGACACAGAGGGUACAAUUGAUGUGGCCCUUUUGAAAGAGCUUAACCGUCGUCAUGAUGCAGAAGAAGUGAUAACAUUAUUUGAAAGUCAGCCUUCCCUACAUUCGAAUCCGUCAGCUCUUGCUGAAUAUGUUAAAGCUUUAGUCAGAGUUGAUAGGCUGGAUGAAAGCUCAUUGCUUAAGACACUGAGGAGAGGAAUGGCCAACUCACGUAAGGAGGAAGAAAAUUUCAGCGGUCUUUCAGCCUUGAGGAAUGUAGGACGAUCUACAAAAGAUGGUGUCCUUGGAACUGCCAGUGCUCCUAUUCAUAUGGUAACGGUAGAGGGUGGACAUUUCAAAGAGCAGCUAUGGCGUACAUUUCGCACCAUCGCACUAGCAUUUCUCCUAAUAUCAGGCGUUGGCGCACUCAUUGAGGACAGGGGAAUCAGCAAAGGACUUGGUCUAAAUGAAGAGGUGCAACCUAGCAUGGAAUCUAACACAAAAUUCAAUGACGUAAAGGGCGUUGAUGAGGCGAAAGCUGAGCUUGAGGAAAUUGUUCAUUACCUUAGAGAUCCUAAGCGGUUUACCCGUCUGGGAGGAAAGCUCCCCAAAGGUGUUUUGCUUGUUGGGCCACCAGGCACGGGUAAAACUAUGCUGGCCAGAGCCAUUGCGGGAGAAGCAGGAGUGCCUUUCUUUUCAUGCAGUGGCAGUGAGUUUGAGGAGAUGUUUGUUGGUGUGGGAGCCAGGAGGGUGAGGGAUCUUUUCUCGGCGGCAAAGAAACGCUCCCCCUGUAUAAUUUUCAUCGACGAGAUAGACGCAAUUGGCGGGAGCCGCAACCCGAAGGACCAGCAGUACAUGAAGAUGACUUUAAACCAGUUACUUGUUGAGCUAGAUGGUUUCAAACAAAAUGAAGGGAUUAUUGUGAUUGCAGCAACCAACUUCCCAGAAUCAUUGGACAAAGCAUUGGUGCGGCCCGGGCGCUUUGAUCGUCACAUUGUCGUUCCCAAUCCAGAUGUUGAAGGACGAAGGCAGAUUAUGGAAUCUCACAUGUCAAAGGUUUUGAAGGCUGACGAUGUGGAUCUGAUGGUCAUCGCGAGGGGAACUCCAGGGUUCUCUGGAGCGGAUCUUGCAAACUUGGUUAACAUUGCUGCUCUCAAGGCGGCAAUGGAUGGUGCCAAAGCAGUGAGCAUGACUGACUUGGAGUAUGCGAAGGACAAGAUUAUGAUGGGAAGUGAGCGGAAAUCGGCUGUGAUCUCUGAAGAAUCGCGAAGGUUGACAGCUUUCCAUGAGGGUGGUCACGCCCUAGUAGCCAUCCACACUGAUGGAGCUCUUCCAGUGCACAAGGCAACAAUCGUCCCACGUGGCAUGUCCCUCGGCAUGGUUUCUCAGUUGCCCGACAAGGAUGAGACAAGCAUAUCACGCAGGCAAAUGCUAGCCCGGCUGGAUGUCUGCAUGGGUGGGCGGGUUGCAGAGGAGCUGAUUUUUGGAGAGAACGAGGUCACCUCCGGUGCGUCGUCUGAUCUCCAGCAGGCAACGUCUAUGGCAAGAGCUAUGGUUACAAAGUACGGAAUGAGUGAGGAGGUUGGGCUCGUUUCUCACAACUACAAUGACAACGGGAAGAGCAUGAGCACCGAAACAAGGCUGAUCAUUGAGAAGGAGGUGAGACGGUUCUUGGAAAGGGCCUACAACAACGCAAAGGCCAUUCUGACAACCCACAGCAAAGAGCUCCAUGCGCUUGCUAACGCGCUGCUGGAGCAGGAGACACUUACGGGGAGUCAGAUCAAGAGUCUGCUGGCCCAGGUGAACUCACAACAGCAGCAGCAGACGGCCACGUCGCAGACCAGUUCACCGGCCGUGCCUGUGCCGCCAUCCACGCCGUCUGCUGCUGCUGCAUCUGCAGCCGCAGCAGCCGCUGCAGCUGCAGCUACAGCUGCGGCAAAGGCGAAAGGGGUCGCACAGCCAGUGGGAUCAUAAUGCAAGUGGAGCCGUGAGUGGGUCCUUUCGGAAUGGCUAGACAAGGCUUUUGAAGACUGCAGCAGCUCCCAUAGAGGUUUUGUUCAUGGAAGCAUUUUUCUCUAGUUUGAAAGUGUAGCAUCCCAGGUUGUAAUUAACGGCAGGGAUUUAACCCAUUUUAUUUGAAAGGGUGAGUGUUGAAGACUUGGAAGGGAA
Molecule: messenger RNA, 2414 nt
Organism: Magnolia sinica
Lineage: Eukaryota; Viridiplantae; Streptophyta; Magnoliopsida; Magnoliales; Magnoliaceae
Product: ATP-dependent zinc metalloprotease FTSH 5, mitochondrial-like
Exons: 9
Coding region: 81-2219 (712 amino acids)
Biological process (GO): proteolysis
Cellular component (GO): membrane; chloroplast thylakoid
Molecular function (GO): ATP-dependent peptidase activity; ATP binding; metalloendopeptidase activity
Source: RefSeq, a predicted model, not a curated record